CAACCUGCGCGAGAUGAGAUGGGAGCGUUAUUUUUGCUAUUUAAACGGGGAGGGGAUUGGGGGGAAGAAGGUCGCCAGCCCUUGCAAAUCAUCGAAUAUCCCCCCCCAACAAGAAGAAACACGGAGAUAGGGUUUAAGGGCUAAGUUGGAACGAGUCCUCUCUGUUUUUGGUAGUUACAAAGCUUAUGAAACACUUGCUGCGUGACGUUUUGAGAGUUUGAUUCCUUUCCCUUUCCGCCGAUAUCUUUCCUUCCUGCUUACGCUCUUUAUUCAUCCUUUUCUCUGUUCCGGAGCUUAUCUUCUUGAGUUCUCAUCCUCUUGAGAGUUGCCACUGCAAAACGAAGAAGAGAUUUGGGUUUCUCUUAGCUUUCACAUAAAUUUCAUUAUGGUCGCUUUGGUUUCUCGCACCGGCCGGCAUUUGCAGCGUUACAGAAACGGCCACCGCCAAGUCGUCGGAUGUAUUCCAUACAGAUACAAAGUAAAAGGUCAAGCAUCCAAGGAGGAGGAAAAGAAAUUAGAAGUUCUUAUGAUUAGUUCGCAGAAACAAGGGAAAAAGGGGAUGAUGUUUCCAAAGGGAGGUUGGGAAACUGACGAAUCCAUAAAGCAAGCAGCUGAACGAGAAACGGAGGAGGAAGCUGGAGUGUUGGGCAUCGUCGAGCAGCAGUUGGGUAAAUGGCAUUUCAAGAGCAGAAGCCAAGACUCUUACUAUGAAGGGUACAUGUUCCCUUUACUUGUUGUGAAGGAACGUGAUUCUUGGCCAGAGAAACAUUUGCGCCAAAGAAAAUGGAUGAGCGUGAGAGCGGCAAAAGAGGCUUGCCAGCAUUGGUGGAUGAAGGAAGCCUUGGAUGAGUUGGUAGGGCGGCUGGCAAAGCAGAACAAAGAGGCAGAAGUUGUAACUCUUCCUUGUCCUCGAAGCUUGCGAUGCCAAUCCAACUUGUAAAUAGGACACUGCCAUGGGGUUGGAGUUAAAAUUGUAGAGCCAGAAGUGGAGGGAGAUAGCCAGCUAGGAUUGGAGAAAGAAGUGGAGGAGGAACGGCGGCUGUCCGGUCAGCCAGUAGGGUAGAGCCAUGGAGAAGACUUGUUCAAUGGGUUGCUGAGAUUGCAUUUGCUUGAAAACCAUCCAGACCUCUUUUCCAGUGUUGUUGAAAUAUUCCUCCUAAUUUUGAUGGCUGUCUGUGAUCCAUUUGCUGCUGCCUGCUUCAAACUAAAAUGUUCCUCGCAUGUAGAAAUGAUCCUGAAUAAUAGAAUUUUCUAUCAUGAAAUGUCUUAA
This is a messenger RNA of Diospyros lotus (date-plum), 1270 nucleotides long. RefSeq names its product nudix hydrolase 18, mitochondrial-like. NCBI's taxonomy places the organism in Eukaryota, Viridiplantae, Streptophyta, Magnoliopsida, Ericales, Ebenaceae. The transcript is spliced from 5 exons. Gene Ontology annotation, molecular function: pyrophosphatase activity. Bases 386 to 940 code for a protein of 184 amino acids. Gene Ontology annotation, cellular component: cytoplasm; nucleus. The record is from RefSeq and is a predicted model, not a curated record.